Molecule: messenger RNA, 741 nt
Organism: Nelumbo nucifera (sacred lotus)
Lineage: Eukaryota; Viridiplantae; Streptophyta; Magnoliopsida; Proteales; Nelumbonaceae
Source: RefSeq, a predicted model, not a curated record
AUUUGGAAAAAACACCCUGCAAUGGCCAAAACAACUUUCAUCUCCUAACUGAACACAGCGAAAGCAGCUUUCUCCCCCUUUUCGAUCUCUCGUUUGUUCGUGUGGUCUGGGUGCAAGUGGAACAUGUCUUCGUCUAGGGGCUUCAUGGCUGCUUCAGGUAUGCUAAGAAGCCGUCUCAAACCGUCGCUCCGUACAAGAGGCGGAGGAGAAGGGCCGAGCCGGUGGACAAGCCCCGGGCACCAAGAACGACCAAACGGUUACCUCUUCAACCAAACCCCGCCACCACCCGGUCAGUCUAGAAAAUGGGAGGACUGGGAGCUACCUUACUACAUCACCGGCUUCCUCACCGUCGUCAUCCUCGGCGUCGGUCUCAAUGCUAAGCCCGAUUUCACCAUCGAGACUUGGGCGCACAAGAAAGCCCUCGAACGCCUCGAGCAACAGAAGAUCGCGCUCUCCGCAGAAGAAUCCGAGUAAUUCGUGUUUUGGGUAUGGCUAAUUGGCUCUACCCUUCUCUUGUUAGUAUGGUUCUUUUAAUGGGUCCUAAGCUGUUGGGUCGAUCUUGGUCUGGGAAGGGAAGAAUUCGUGUUGAUAAAUGAAGCUCAUGUAGUUCAAUAAGGUCUUAACUUUUGGAAUCGAUCACUUGGGAACCUUUUAUUUUGUUUUAUUUGUAGUGGGUGAUAAAGAUAAUGAACAUGAUAAUGUUUUUGAGAGUUUUAUACAUAAUUUUUUUACUGAAUUGAA